Lineus longissimus is the source of this 2175-nucleotide messenger RNA. RefSeq lists its product as uncharacterized. NCBI's taxonomy places the organism in Eukaryota, Metazoa, Nemertea, Pilidiophora, Heteronemertea, Lineidae. The record is from RefSeq and is a predicted model, not a curated record. The coding region runs from base 1 to 2175 and encodes 724 amino acids. The transcript has 2 exons.
AUGGCUGAAAGUAGGUUUGAGUCUUUGUGCAAAAAGUUGAAUAAAAAUCCUGACAUGAGAAGUAGAUAUGAAACUGAAAUGAAUGGCUACAUUGCAAAGGGGCAUGCACGUCGUUUGUCACCUGAGGAAGCUGAAUUGAAAUCUGAUCAGACGUAUUACCUACCGCACCAUGGGGUUGUAAAUCCAAAAAAACCCAAAAAACUACGUGUAGUGUUUGAUGCUGCCGCUAAGUACAGUGGACAUAGUCUGAAUUCUAAGUUGAUAUCGGGGCCAGAUUUGACUAACAAUUUAGCGGGAGUUUUGAUGCGGUUUCGUAAGGGUGUAAUAGCCAUGGCCGCCGAUAUCGAAGGCAUGUUUCAUAAUGUGCGUGUGCCUACAUCUGAUCAGGAUUCUCUUCGCUUCCUCUGGAAAGACCAUUUAGAAUCGCCAGACCCACCUUCUGAAUACCAAAUGUGCGUCCAUAUAUUUGGAGCAAAGUGCUCUCCAUGUUGUGCUAGUUAUGCUCUGAAACGUGUAGCUAUUGACAACUUAGAGUACAGUCGUUUAGCUAGGGAAACAAUUCUCAGACAAUACUACGUUGAUGAUAUGCUUAGAGGGUUUGAUGGUACCCCUCUGGAAGCUACAUCACUAGCGUUGGAAUUGAUCGACUUGAAUAGCAGGGGUGGCUUCAAACUUACCAAAUGGGCCUCCAAUUGCCCAGAGUUGUUAGAGGCUGUAGCAAGUGUAGAUGGUAUCAAAACCCAUUUGAAAUUAGAUUUAGAUGGUAGUGUGAUUACUCGAACUCUAGGAAUCGCCUGUGAUUUGACGCAUGAUAUUUUCAUAUUUGACACUGUGAGCUUACCAACUGUGGAAACCCUGACUAAGCGUAUCCUACUGAGUAUAGUCAGUACAGUAUUUGACCCAUUAGGUUUUCUAGCCCCUUUCAUUGUGAGAGCAAAGAUUCUUUUACAGAGUCUAUGGGAGAAGGGUCUCAAUUGGGAUGAUCCCAUUCCCCUCGAUGAGUAUUUGAAGUGGGAAACAUGGUUGUCAGAGCUUGAAGAUUUGCGUCUUUUCAGUUUGAGGCGAUGUUUUUGGCCAAAUGGUUUGAUACCAAUGAUAUUCAAUCUUCAUGUGUUCUGUGAUGCCUCUGAACAAGCCUUUGGUGCUGUUGCGUAUCUGCAGCUUAUUUCAUCCCAGGGAUUGGUUCACUGUACUAUUAUUAUGGCUAAGACACGUGUCGCCCCUGUGCGGAAGAAUAGGUUAACUUUACCUCGCCUGGAGUUGCAGGCUGCUGUACUUGCGGUACGCUUGUUUCGUACAAUUCGUGAAGAGAUAGAUGUUCAGCUGACUGCUGUUUAUCUCUGGUCUGAUUCCAGUAUUGUUCUACAUUGUAUCAGAAAUGACUCAAAAAGGUUCAAAACAUUUGUGGCAAACCGCAUAGCUGAAAUCAGACAAGAAACAAAUCCAUUUCAGUGGCGACACGUGCCUAGUCAAUUGAACCCUGCAGAUGAUUGUUCACGCGGAUUGUUGGCCAAUGAAAUUCGACCUGGUCACCGUUGGCUUGAAGGGCCAGAAUUUCUACACUGUGUCAAUGAAAAUGGUUGGCCCUCACAAAGUGUGUUGAAUAGGGAAUUAGAUUUGGAGUCUAGUGAAGUUGUCAAUGAGGUGAAACACACUGCAGUAAUUUCUACAGUAGGUCUACAACAUUCAGUUGUGGACAUUUCAAAGUUUUCCAGUCUCGUGCCCUUGAAAUGUGUUGUUGCAUGGUGCUUUCGAUUUAUUCACAACGUGCGUAAUAAAAAUCGUGAGGUUGGCAGGCUCUCAAUUGCUGAAUUGAAUAAAGCAACAUUAUACUUGGUCAAGGUCGCCCAACAUGAAAUGUUUGGUGAAGAAAUUCGCUUGUUGUCUGAAGGUAAAACUUUACCACGUGGUAGCCCGCUGUACAAAUUGAAACCGGGUUUAAAUGGACAUUUGCUUCGUGUUGGUGGUCGUGUUGACAGUGCAAGGAUGCCCUAUGCUGCCAGACACCAGUUACUCUUACCAAAGAAACACGUUGUGACUGAAUUGAUUGUACAAGAUGUGCAUCGGAAUUUACUUCAUAGUGGGGUUGAACAUGUUGUUUCAUCGCUGAGACGUGGAUUUUGGAUACCAGCCAUCAGGCAGAUAGCGUUUUAUAGCUCGACGCGGGUGUCCUAG